This is a messenger RNA of Gastrolobium bilobum, 603 nucleotides long. Its product is annotated as glyceraldehyde-3-phosphate dehydrogenase-like. Bases 1 to 603 code for a protein of 200 amino acids. The record is from RefSeq and is a predicted model, not a curated record. The transcript has 5 exons. Gene Ontology annotation, molecular function: NAD binding; oxidoreductase activity, acting on the aldehyde or oxo group of donors, NAD or NADP as acceptor. Lineage: Eukaryota; Viridiplantae; Streptophyta; Magnoliopsida; Fabales; Fabaceae.
AUGGCGAAACCUGGUUUUGAGCGGGUCAACCCAUCAAAGAAAGAAGAAAACACUACAAUAGAAAAAUCUCAAGAAAUUCUAAGGGGUGGUGCCAAGAAGGUUGUCAUUUCUGCCCCUAGCAAGGAUGCACCCGUGUUUGUUGUUGGUGUUAACAAGAAGGAAUACAAACCAGACCUUCACAUUGUUUUCAAUGCUAGCUGCACUACCAAUUGCCUUGCUCCCCUCGCCAAGGUUAUCAAUGACCGAUUUGGAAUUGUCGAGGGUCUUAUGACCACUGUUCGCACCGUCACAGCUACUCAGAAGACUGUUGAUGGUCCAUCAAACAAGGACAUGUUAUUACAGGCAAACUUUCUGCCUAAUAUUAUAAGGGGAUCUCUAUGUGUUUCAAAUUGUUCAUGCAUUGGUCAUUGCCCUCGUGGAGCGAUGGUGACCAAAGACACAGACGUUCAUAUGCCAUAUGACAAGGUGACUAUUACUUUGGAGGAUAUACACCUUUUGGUAGGUCUUCCCGCAUAUGGUGAACUAGUCAGAGUCAAGACUGGUGGUAUUGAUUGGUGGGCCUUGAUUUGGGAGCAUGUGGGGGUUGUGCCAUAUAGCAGAUAG